CAUGUCUCACCUUGUCCCAACGUGCAAGUGAUACCGCUCAUGGGUCAAGACUGGCAAAUCGUCAACCUUACUCAAGAAAUCUCUGAACUAGUGGGCAAGCUAGGAGAACACUUUUUCGAUGGAUACCUAGCGCAGAUGCUGGUAAAGAGGAUUCGCCGCCCUCAAUACAUCGAAUUGGAUUCAGUGGUGGGGAUGUGCAAGCCAGGUUCCGUUGCAUUCAAUGGAAAGUGGACAAGAGCCCUGUUUCCGGUCAAUCUCAAACUUGAUAAAAGCACAUGGCUCUGUCCGAUGAGAGUCGAGCAAAGCUCUGAGCGUAUGCUGCUACACAGUCUUCCCUUCGAGCUCUUCAGCCUGAUCUGCGAGGACCUUGACAACGAGGAUCUCAUUUUCCUCUCUGUGACGUGCCAACACCUUUGGGAUCUGUGUCGGCCCUCACUAUACGAGCGUAUCACGCGCCUCUGCAACCGCCGUUACUGGAGUGGACAUCGAUUGGUUUGCUUUGGAGAUGGAGUCGCCAACAACGAUAUCCCAGACUCCAUCCUUUCUUCGGACGAGAGAGCAAAGUACCUUGUCAUCACAGACGGGCAAGCAACCAACGAUUACCAUUCCACCGUGACUCUAUACAAGUACGAAUUUACCAGUGCCCCUUCAUUCGACAGUUCGGUGAGCCUCGACUCCGAACUGCUCAUGAAGGCCCACAAGCGCAACUGUCAUCGAGAUAUCCUCCAUGCGCAGACCUUGUGUCAUUCCCUGCAUCAUAUCUGUUACAGCGACAUGGUGGUCAAGUCCACUACUGCCUCCACCAGUUGCAUUCUCCGAAACCUCACCAAGCAGCAGUACGUGCGCGAAACCGAGCUGUUCAAGAUGAAAGACAAGUAUUGGAACCCUCACCCAGGGCGCCAUAAUAACUUGUCUCUGGGUCACAUUGUCUUCGGGCGCAUAUGCUGGUCCUCGAAUUCCUCCGUAUCCAUGGGUCGGGACGAUUCCAUUGAGCUCCACCGCGGCGUUUGGGCUGGCGACCGGUUUGACAUCAUCUCUGAUUCAGAUGAGGAGUGGGUCAAAGAGCUGCAGCAAGAGACGUCACGGUGGAAGGAUGUCAGCAGAGAUGCGGUUGAUGAGCUUGAGCGGAUUUAUCGGUGGGAGUGUCUAUCAUGAACUAGGAAGGGGAGACGCGAAAGGACCCAGCUGCGGUUUACCAGGCCGGGGCGGCUGACGAAAGCGACAGUCAAUGCUGAAGCGGAAGGACGACAAGCGAACUCACCAUGAGAAGGCAAAUGGGCUAAAAUACUGCUGAAUGUAUUCGAUAGGUUAACGAAGUGCAGCCACCACGAAUAAUGCAAGAAACCAAAAAGCUCAUUCUGUUUCACUUGCCGCCUAACUGGGCUUCCACUCGAUUGUCGUCGCAAUCCAUGAUCGGACGGUUUCCAGAAUCCUGAUAAUAAGUAGGGGGAUAAUCUAUGUUUGAUGUCCGAGCACUAGUCGUUGAAGCGAGGUAUUCCAUGGCCGAUUGUAAGUGGGGCCGCUCAGUGUUGUGCGUGCUUGGAAAUUAGGUGGUCCGGUCCUCCGCAGUAAAUUUGAUUGCACGAGGUACCGAAAGUUUGAGGCAAGUGAGGGCGUUCGCACUUAUGCUGUACACAAACUCUGUGACCGAUUUCCAUGCAUUAGCACAACCGAGAUGGAAUUAUCAAGUAGUGGUGUUCUCGAAGGGGGGGACGAAGUCAACACUUGCAAACAGAAGAGGUAUCCAUUUUACCAUCACUCUCUUCUUCGCGUCUCGUGCGGUGCCCGACCAACUGUCUAUAUACGAUGGCUAACGCGCCCCCAGAAAUACAGAAAACAACUUCCAAUGGUAGCAGCAGUAAUCUAAAGCGCGCCUUUGACGAUGGGGAGAGCGGCAGCCAUCAUCAUCAGCACAAACGCCGCGAACGGGAUGUGAAGGGGUCCCGGGACUGGCGCGAUGUACAUCUCGGCAACGGUGGGGGUUCAGGCGGCAACGGUAGUGGCAGUGGCCGGAGCAGCCGCGUGGGUGAGAGGGAUAGAGAUAGAGAGCGGCACAGACGAGAGCGUGACAGGAGAUACCGCGAUCGCGACUACGACCGGCCGCGUGAGCGCUCGCGCAGCCCGCGUCCGCAGGCAUCUCCAACUGUGUGCUCCGAGAAGGAAGAGGGCGAAAUCUCACCCCGCCCGCGCUCGGUCUCGAUAGCGACUCCUCCGCCUGUGACGCCAGCACCCGAGCAGCCUACGAUGCAAGUUGAGCCGGAGCUCGAGCUCGAGCUCGCCCCAUCCCCACCGCCUGUGGAGCAGACAUUGGCUGAACGGCGUGCCCGACGUGCAGCAAUCCUUGCCCGUCAUACGAGCACUGCUGCCCCGCCGUCGGUUGCACCUAGUCAAGCCGUGUCCCGACAAAUUUCGCGCUCCCCUUCCCCAGAGCAAAACGAGACGCAGUUUACGCUUGCCAAAGCUGACGAAACGGCCGAACUCGCUGUUGCCCCUGAAGAUCAAGUUAAUGCGGCCGACUAUGAUCCGUCUCUAGACCGUCGCGAAGACGAGUUCCGACGCGUGAACGCUCCUGCAGUCGAAGUCGUCGAGGAGGAAAUGGAAUAUGAGGAAGACGAGGACGAGGAUGAAGAUCUGGAUGACAUGUUCUCGCUGGACACCGACAAGCCCAAGAAAAAGAAAAAAGUCGGCAAGAAGAAGGUCAAAGUGGAGCAGCCUGCAAAUGGGCAGCAGCAGCAGGUCCUACACUCUGAUGCCGCUGCAGAUCCGGAAGGGUACUACACUGUCAUCUUAGGCGAAGUGCUCGUGGCUCCUGGUGAGAAGGGCGAACGCUACCAGGUGUAUGCAAGCGUCGGCCGGGGGAUGUUUGCUGUCGUCGUCCGAGCGAGGGUUUUGUCGGAGGGCGACGACGGGAAGGAAUCAAAGGAAGGCGGGCGGGAGGUUGCCAUCAAGAUCGUGCGCGCACAGGAAGUGAUGCAUCGUGCGGGGCUCAAGGAGAGCGCGAUCCUGACGAAGCUGCAGGCUGCGGAUCCGGAGGACAAGCGGCAUAUUGUAAGACUGGAGCGUACAUUUGAGCAUCGAGGGCAUCUCUGUCUCGUAUUUGAGAGCAUGAGCAUGAACCUACGCGAUGUUGUGAAACGAUUUGGCAAAGACGUAGGCCUGAAUAUCCGGGCAGUACGAGCUUACGCGCAUCAGCUGUUCAUUGCGCUCGGCCAUCUCCGCAAGCUCGGUGUGAUGCACGCCGAUAUCAAGCCGGAUAACAUCCUGGUCAACGACGCCAAGACGAUGCUCAAGCUCUGCGACCUGGGUUCCGCAUCGGAUGCCGCUGAAAACGAUAUCACUCCUUACCUGGUGAGCCGAUUCUAUCGCGCUCCUGAAAUCAUCCUUGGUGUCCCCUAUGACCCUUCGCUGGAUGUGUGGUCUGUCGGAUGCACGUUAUAUGAACUGUAUACGGGGAAGAUCCUGUUUCCGGGGAGAAGCAACAACCAGAUGCUGCUGCAUAUGAUGGAGCUCAAGGGUCGCUUUAACGGCAAGAUGAUCAAAAAGGCCAAGUUCGGGGAUGUCUAUUUUGAUGAGAUGGGUGCUUUCGAGAGUGUGGAGAAGGAAAAGGGCAGCGGCAAUGUACGUGGCGGGGAAUGGCCUGCGGAAUGCUGGAUCGCUGACUUGCGGUAUCCAGGAUGUGGUGCGGAAAGUGCACAUCUCGAAACCGGCGAAAGACUUGCGACAGAAAUUGCUUGGGAACGCGCGGUUGAGCGAGGAGGACACGAAUGUGCUGCUGCAUUUCAUUGAUCUGCUGGACCGGUGUCUGGCGCUCGACCCGGCCCGCCGCAUCACGCCGCGGGAGGCACUUUCGCAUCCGUUCAUCCGCGGAUCAACCAAGUGAAGUUCAGGGUGGGUUGUGACAAGCGUGGAGUCGUGUAGAAUGGAACGGGCGUUUGUUCUUUCUUGUGUGCUUGUGUGUUGUGGGUAGUCAGUCAGUCGAUCCUCGGAUGCAGUUAUAUUAUACACACGAGCAGAAGGAUCCAAGUAUCUGAUUCUACC
Molecule: messenger RNA, 4038 nt
Organism: Mycena citricolor
Lineage: Eukaryota; Fungi; Basidiomycota; Agaricomycetes; Agaricales; Mycenaceae
Source: the annotation of a GenBank genome assembly